AUGGCUGAGGGGGACGGCGGCGGCGACCAGAGGCAGAAUGAGGAAAUCGAGGCCAUGGCGGCCAUCUAUGGCGAGGAGUGGUGUGUCAUCGACGAUAGCGCCAAGAUCUUCUGUAUCAGGAUCAGCGACGACAUAGACGACCCCAAGUGGACGCUCUGCCUGCAGGUGAUGUUGCCGAGCGAGUACCCGGGCUCAGCGCCCCCUGUGUACCAGCUGAAUGCUCCUUGGCUUAAAGGGCAGGAACGAGCAGAUUUGUCCAACAGCCUGGAGGAGAUCUACAUACAGAAUAUUGGUGAAAGUAUUCUUUACCUCUGGGUGGAGAAAAUAAGAGAUGUCCUAAUACAAAAGUCUCAGAUGGCAGAACCAGGCCGGGAGGUGGAGAAGAAGACGGAGGAGGAAGACGUGGAAAGUGAAGUUGAAGUCCUUGUGGCGUGCAAGCCCGAGCCGGCAGGGCGAGCGCUGGGUUUGGACGUCGGCGCCGGUCAGACAGAGACGGAGGAGCUGCCCCCGAUCGACCACGGCGUGCCCAUCACCGACCGGCGGAGCACCUUCCAGGCCCACCUGGCUCCGGUCGUCUGCCCCGAGCAGGUGAAAAUGGUUCUUGCCAAAUUGUAUGAGAACAAGAAAAUCGCCAGCGCCACCCACAACAUCUACGCGUACCGAAUAUUCUGUGAGGACAAGCAGACCUUCCUGCAGGACUACAGUGACGACGGGGAGACGGCGGCUGGCGGGCGCCUGCUGCACCUCAUGGAGAUCCUGAACGUGCGGAACGUGCUGGUGGUGGUGUCGCGCUGGUACGGUGGCAUCCUGCUGGGGCCCGACCGCUUCAAGCACAUCAACAACUGCGCCCGGAGCCUCCUGGUGGAGAGGAGCUACACGGGCUCGCCGGAGGAAUCGUCGAAGGCUUUGGGGAAGAACAAAAAAGUGAGAAAGGACAAGAGGAGGAGUGAACAUUGA
Messenger RNA from Pipistrellus nathusii (Nathusius's pipistrelle), 957 nucleotides. The record is from the annotation of a GenBank genome assembly. Lineage: Eukaryota; Metazoa; Chordata; Mammalia; Chiroptera; Vespertilionidae.